Molecule: messenger RNA, 815 nt
Organism: Oryza sativa Japonica Group (Japanese rice)
Lineage: Eukaryota; Viridiplantae; Streptophyta; Magnoliopsida; Poales; Poaceae
Source: RefSeq, a predicted model, not a curated record
UCACCCAUCCCACCAAAUCCCCCCCUUGAAAAACUCCUCCUAAUCAAUCGCCGCCUUUUCUCUCUUCUCGCCUCUCCUGCAUCCUCAGCUCGCGAUGGAGGCGCGAUGCGGGGGCCUCGCCGUCGUCGCCGUGCGGCGGCCGCUGCAGCCGCGGGACACCAACGUGGUGGCCUCCCCAGCCGCGGCGCUCGCCGGGAAGGCGGCGAAGGGGAAGGGGAAGGGGAAGGGGACGGCGAGGGCGGCGUCGUCUCCGCCGUCGGUGAGGUCGUACGCGAAGGCCGGGGGAUGCAGGGUGGGGUUGAGGGAGGUGUCGCUGGCGGAGGAGCUGGAGAAGGCGCGGGAGCGGCGGGGCCGGAUGCGCGCGGCGAGGGAGGUGACGGGGAGGGCCCUGGAGGAGCGCGCCGCGGCGCUGCGGCGGGAGGCGAGGGAGUGGGAGCGGCGGGCCGACGAGCAGCGGCGCCUCGUCGCGGAGCUCAUGCGGCUGAUCGGCAUGCCGGAGGUUUACACUCCAGUGGAAUCACUGAGAUCGAAGGAAGAGAGGAAGAGAAAGGAAGGGAUUGCGCACUCUGGUUCGCUGGAUACUGCAUCGUCAUUGCUGGAUGAUGUUAGGGAGAGUUGCUGUGAUCGGGAAUCGGAGGGAGCAACGACUGAAACUAGCUCUUGAUUUGUGUUCCUUCCAGCACUGUCAACUCCUUUUGCAGAUGGCCCGUGAAUGAAAUCAAAUGCCUUGUUUGAGAUUUCUGUUUGUAUAGUUUCGCUAAUUUUGAUUGGGCAAGAGCAAAGUGGUCUGCAAAAUUUGAUACUACUAUUCGUAA